This is a messenger RNA of Microsporum canis CBS 113480, 1170 nucleotides long. RefSeq lists its product as hypothetical. Gene Ontology annotation, biological process: regulation of DNA-templated transcription. NCBI's taxonomy places the organism in Eukaryota, Fungi, Ascomycota, Eurotiomycetes, Onygenales, Arthrodermataceae. The transcript has 7 exons. The record is from RefSeq and is a predicted model, not a curated record. Bases 1 to 1170 code for a protein of 389 amino acids. Gene Ontology annotation, cellular component: nucleus. Gene Ontology annotation, molecular function: DNA-binding transcription factor activity, RNA polymerase II-specific; RNA polymerase II cis-regulatory region sequence-specific DNA binding.
AUGGACAAUAUGCGAGAAUUGAAGCCUCGAAAGCUGUGGUCCGAAAAGGAAGAUAAUGUGCUGCGAAGUGAGGUGGCCAGACAAGCGGAACAAGGAAAAGCAAAAGACUGGCGAACGAUUGCUGAGAAACUUCCUGGUCGAAGCAAUAAAGACUGCAGAAAACGUUGGAUCAAAUUAGAUGGUCCGGUAAAAAAAGGCCCAUGGAGCCAGGAAGAAGACCAGCGUCUUCAUAAAGCAGUAUUGCUCCAUUCAAACGUCUGGACAGAAGUUGCGCAGGUCGUGGAAUGCGCCAAACGUUGGCUGCAUUUCCUCAAUCCAAGUUUAAAUCAUGGUGAAUGGAGUGAGCAGGAAGAUGCGCGCCUCUUGGCCGCCGUUGAGAGAGGUGGACGCAACUGGAGAAAGAUUGUGGACGAGAUCCUGCAAGGACGAUCAGCCACGGACGCUAAAAACAGUUGGUGGCCAACCGACUCCAUGGAUCUGAUGAGAGAUAUUCUCCAUUAUAAUGUUCCUAUAAGCUCAGCUGAGGCUGAACUUCCGAGUGGUAGUAAUAUCGAUUCACCCCUCAUAGAGCAGCCUAGCCAGGUGCUCGUCUCCCUACCCAAAGAGGCUCCAAUGCACGAAUAUCCACAAAGCUAUGGAAACAUGGGGGAAUCGUCUAGUUGGCAAGUCGGCCCCAGUAGCCAUUCUUAUCAGGAGAAAAUGAACGAUCAUGGAUUCGAGUUUCCGGCAAACUGUGUUCCUGGAUCGUUCGGGAACGGCAAUGAUGGUUGCAUGGGGAUCACUGAUACCUUUUUCGAAGCGCUGACAACUAUGACGGAGAUGGAAGGCGCAGUUGGCUUCCAAACGCCAUCAGACUCUUCGCAUUCAGCGGAAUGCCUUCUAGCAACUCAGGAAACGAAGGGUGCAAUCGGCCAUACCGGAGGAGAAGAACCUGUUAAAGAAGGCGGAGAGGACGACGAAGAAGAAGAGAACGAGUGCAUUCGUGGAGCAUGGAUGGAAAGAAGUGAAGAGUUACUUAUCAAUAAGGAGAUCCUAGGGACAGUUUCGAAGGAAAAUCGCAAAAGCACAAUGAUAUUGCAGCACAUGCAGUCAGACCAGGUUGGACAGGUGUUGGGGUUUCUUUUCUCUUCAAGCUCUGCUGUAGAUGUCAAAAUCAUCAGUGAGGAUUAG